UUCUCAGCCCAAAAACCCUAUUAAAAAAGUAGUAGCUCAUUCAGUGACACUCAUAUACACAGAGCAAUUCUAAUUUUCAAUCCAACCAGACAUGGGUUUGCUAUCUUGGUUCAAAGGCAGCCCACAGCCACAGCAACCCAAACCCGUAUCCGAAUCCGAAUCCAAACCAAAACAACCCACCACCACCCAAAGCCCCGCCGAAGUGCCCGGGAUGAACGGCGCCGUGGCGGUCCCUCGCCGCCUCGCCGACGUUACGGUUUUCGAGUUUGGGUCGGUGACUGCCUCCGCCGACAAGGUCACUCUCGCCGGAUUCUGCACCGUCUCCGACGACCUCGAGCCCUGCCGUUGGGAGAUCCUUCCGGCCAGUUCCUCCGACGCCCCUCAGUUCCGCAUCGUCUUUUGAGUGAGAGAAAGAGAGACUCUUUUUAUCAUUUUGUAAACUAGCUCAAAAUAUAAAGAGACCCCAUUGUUGAGUUUGCUUGUUUUUUCGGUUUAGUUAUGUCAAAUUUGAAACCGAACUCUGAAUAUAAUUUUGUUAGAAAUGGGGUUUUUCUUUAUAAAAAAAAAAA
Molecule: messenger RNA, 569 nt
Organism: Quercus lobata
Lineage: Eukaryota; Viridiplantae; Streptophyta; Magnoliopsida; Fagales; Fagaceae
Product: allyl alcohol dehydrogenase-like protein
Exons: 1
Coding region: 92-403 (103 amino acids)
Source: RefSeq, a predicted model, not a curated record